Molecule: messenger RNA, 11041 nt
Organism: Heterocephalus glaber (naked mole-rat)
Lineage: Eukaryota; Metazoa; Chordata; Mammalia; Rodentia; Bathyergidae
Gene: Stox2
Product: storkhead box 2
Biological process (GO): regulation of transcription by RNA polymerase II
Cellular component (GO): nucleus; cytoplasm
Molecular function (GO): RNA polymerase II transcription regulatory region sequence-specific DNA binding
Source: RefSeq, a predicted model, not a curated record
AAGAGCACGUCUUUCUUACAGAUUUCAUGUCCUUGUUUCCGCAUCUUGGCACCUGUGACUAUCAUACCACAGCAUAACAAUGAUACUGAAUUGCAUGGUCACAGAUGACAAAAAAUGCUCAAACGUGAAAUAAAAUGCAGUGUUGUAAAAGGAAGUCAGAAUUGUUUAUGUACAGCACGAAAGCUUUUUCUUUUUAAAACCUAAAUGGGGGCGAUAAGCUUUCGGGGGGCGGGGCGGGGGUAAAUGGCAGUGGCAGAGGGUGGCCGUCAGUGUGGCAAGGCACCUUUAACUCGGCGGCGUGACCUGGGCGUCCUGGGCCCAGGGCCCUGGCCCUGACGACGGCUCAGCGCCCCCUCCUCCCCCGCGCGCCGCGCGCACUGUUGUCCUAUAGCGAUUGGUUGUCCGACCAGAAACAGCUGUGCAGAACAGUGCAGCGUGCAGGGGCUGAGGACCUGAAACCAGCCAGGCCGGCUGGCCGUGGCUUACACACGGGAGCGACCAGAGAGAGGAAGAGCCUGAGGCCCCUUGCGCUGCGUUCUCCUGGCGGCGUGGAACCGGCGCCCCUGCGUUUGCGGCGGUCGCGGGGCCUCGCGGUGGUGCCUCCGCCCUCCGGCUCUAGCUGACCUCGGGUUUGGCGCAGGUGGGCAAGGAGGGCACCGCGCACUCCCAGUUCCCACGAAGUCUCGUGCUCCGGGCGAGGGGGAGGGAAUCUCCUCGAAAUAUGUAAAUAGCCAAGCGCUGUCUCCGGGCGGGGGCAGCAGCCAAGGUCCCGUCGCCGCCGCCACAGGCUGUUUUGCAUGAAAAUGAGAAGCCUGACUGGAUCAGUGCAGCACUCCGAGCAGCUAGGUGAUUAGCAUCAAACUGGGCGGCCGUCCCGCUCUCAGCCCUUGGCAGCCCCCGAGCCGCGGUGCCCCCGCGGGGCCGGUCGGCGGGCUCGGAGUCCCGGGCAGCCACGGCUCCGGUCGCCGCCUGGGCCGGUGAGUAGCUGCGCGCCUGCGGAGGAGCACGGCGUGUCGGCGCGCACGCCCACCCACCACUCACCCGCACCCACGCACGCCGCCGGAGCCCCGGAGCGAGGAGGGAGACUGACGCGGCGCCGCAGUCGCCGGGACUACUCGGGCUCUUCCUGGAUUCCGCAGGAGCCCGCCCUGCCGCAGCUGCUGCCUGCGGAGCCCGCCGCGGUCCCUGCGCUCUCGCGCCCCCCGUUCGAGCCUGUGUAAUGAAGACGGUCUCCCGGAGACUGCAGGGGGCCCCGCGCCAGUCUGCGCCGGGGACUGCGGGCCGCGCGGCCUGAAGGCCCGGGGGGACACGUCUUGGACACUGUCAUCCCCGCGCCUCGCGCUGAGCCGCCUGCUGCGCUGGGGCUGCCGCUGCCCCUUGAGCUUCCCGGGCGUCCGAUCGCGGGUCAGCCCAGGAGGCCUCGGCUUCCUCAUUUGUUUGGGUCUUUUGUACGAGGCUCACAGUUGGCUAAGCACUCCUGCGCUGAAUCGGGCCAUUGUCUGCUCUCCCAUUGCCUUCAUGCUGCAAGUCUCGGCGCCCCCACCCCGCCCGCCCCCUGCCCGCCUCCUCCUGGCCUGGGAGCCUCCUAACGUGCCUUUCCCCCCCAGGAAUCUGGAAGCUAUAAGCCGAGCGGAUUGCAAAUGAAGUGUAAUGCUUUGUGGGACGUGUGUAAAAUCGGAGCCUUCGCCGUGGGGGUGUGGGGGGGCGUGGGGAGGGCCGGACCCGCCGCUGGAGGUGUAGACGCCGACGAGGAGGGGCUGGGAAAAUGUGCGCAGAGUCCGCCCGGGUCGUGCGCGCCGUAGACUGAUGAAGCACCGCGCCCGGCGCUGAGGCCCCAGGAUUGGGGCAGCAGGUCGCCCUCCUCACCAUGAAGAAGACCCGGAGCACAACCUUGCGGCGAGCCUGGCCUAGCUCGGAUUUCUCUGACCGGGCCUCGGACCGCAUGAGGUCCCGCAGCGAGAAGGACUACCGCCUGCACAAGCGCUUCCCCGCGGCCUUCGCGCCCCAGGCUUCGCGGGGCUACAUGACAUCAGGUGAUGUAUCACCAAUCAGUAUGUCUCCCAUCAGUCAGUCUCAGUUCAUUCCACUCGGGGAAAUCCUUUGCUUGGCCAUCUCAGCAAUGAACUCAGCAAGAAAACCUGUUACUCAAGAAGCACUGAUGGAACACCUGACAACGUGUUUCCCAGGUGUUCCAACCCCAAGCCAAGAAAUCCUGCGGCACACACUUAACACGCUGGUACGGGAAAGGAAAAUCUAUCCAACUCCAGAUGGCUAUUUCAUUGUGACCCCACAGACUUAUUUCAUAACUCCUUCCCUCAUAAGAACUAACAGUAAAUGGUACCAUUUGGAUGAGAGGAUACCUGACAGGUCUCAGUGUACCUCUCCGCAACCUGGAACCAUAACGCCCUCUGCCUCAGGCUGCGUCAGGGAAAGGACAUUACCCAGAAACCACUGCGACUCUUGCCACUGCUGCCGAGAAGACAUGCACAGCAUGCACGCAUCAACUCUGCAGAGGAAACCCACCAAGGACUGCAAAGACCCUUACUGCCCUCCUUCACUGUGCCAGGUGCCACCCACUGAAAAGAGCAAAAGUACUGUAAAUUUUUCUUAUAAGACAGAAACUCUCUCAAAACCUAAAGAUAGUGAAAAGCAGUCAAAAAAAUUUGGGCUCAAAUUAUUCCGGCUAAGUUUUAAGAAAGAUAAGACCAAACAAUUAGCUAAUUUCUCUGCUCAGUUUCCUCCUGAGGAGUGGCCCCUGAGAGACGAGGACAUGCCAACCACUAUCCCUCGGGAAGUGGAGAUGGAAAUCAUUCGGCGUAUUAACCCUGACUUGACUGUGGAAAAUGUCAUGAGGCACACAGCGCUGAUGAAGAAACUUGAAGAAGAAAAAGCACAUAGGAGUAAAGCAGGAUCCUCUGCUCACCACAGUGGACGAAGUAAAAAGAGUAGGACUCAUCGGAAGUCGCAUGGGAAGUCUCGGUCACACAGCAAGACACGAGUAUCUAAAGGAGACCCUUCAGAUGGCUCACAUCUGGAGAUCCCUGGUGAAAGAGAGUAUGACUUUUGUGACCCUCUGACCAGGGCACCCAGGGAGGGCUGCUUCAUCAUUGAACACAAAGGAGAUAACUUCAUCAUGCACAGCAACACAAACGUAAUUGAGUCCCAUUUCCCCAUGACACCAGAAUGGGAUGUGUCUGGCGAAUUGGCCAAAAGGAGAACUGAGAUGCCUUUUCCAGAACCUUCCAGGGGAAGCUCCCACUCAAAAGUACACCGAAGUCACAGCCAUACCCAGGACCGAAGGUCCAGGAAUGAGAGAUCGAACAAAGCCAAGGAGAGAUCCAGAUCGAUGGAUAACUCCAAAGGCCCCCUGGGUGCUUCUUCUCUAGGCACACCUGAAGACCUAGCUGAAGGCUGUAGCCAAGAUGAUCAGACCCCCAGCCAGUCCUACAUUGAUGACAGUACUUUAAGGCCUGCACAGGCUGUUGGCCAUCAAAGGGCUCACAUUUCAUCCACAAGCUAUAAAGAGGUAUGUAUUCCAGAAGUAGUUGGUGGUGGCAAGGAACCUUCCAGUGCUUGUAGCCUUUUGGAGGCAGGCAAGCCCCCCGAGAGUUUGCCAUCCUAUGGUGAACUCAACUCUUGCCCAACAAAAACAGCCACAGAUGACUACUUCCAGUGUAACACCUCUAGUGAGACGGUGCUCACGGCACCAUCACCUCUGGGGAAGAAUAAGGAGGACCAUGACACACUGACUCUGGUGGAAGGGGUGAAGAAGUUGUCUCCAUCUGACAGGCAGGCCCCUCAUUCCUCCAGGGAGCCCGUUGGGCACAAGGAAGAGUCCCCAAAAGGACCAGGUGUGGGCCCUGCCACUUCGGGAGGAGUGGCUGAAGGGAUUGCCAAUGGACGUCUGGUCCAGCACCAUAGCACUGAGCCCAGCAGCCUGGAUAAGAGGAAAGAGAUAUUCAGCAAAGACACACUGUUCAAACCUCUUCACAGCACCUUGUCUGUAAACAGCUAUCACAAAUCAAGCCUGUCCCUCCUCAAAUCUCACCCAAAGACACCUGCUGACACAAAAUCAGGCCGAUGCGAGAAACUGGAAUCUUCCCUGGGGAACUCGGCAGCCCAAGCCAUGCCUGCCUCCCAGCGUCAGCAGGAGUCAGGAGGGAACCAGGAAGCUUCUUUUGACUAUUACAACGUCUCCGAUGAUGACGACUCUGAGGAAGGGGCGAACAAAAACACAGAGGAGGAGAAAAAUAGAGAUGAUGUAGGCACCAUGCAGUGGCUCCUCGAGAGGGAGAAGGAAAGAGACUUGCAGAGGAAAUUUGAGAAGAACCUCACCCUCCUUGCCCCAAAAGAAACUGACAGCAGCAGCAACCAGAGAGCCACCCAUUCAGCCCGGCUUGACAGCAUGGACAGCAGCAGCAUCACUGUGGACAGUGGAUUCAACUCCCCACGUACUCGAGAGAGCCUGGCUUCCAACACAUCAAGCAUUGUUGAAAGUAACCGUCGUCAGAAUCCUGCUUUGAGUCCAGCCCACGGUGGAGCUGGUCCAGCCUUCAACUUUCGCGCAAAUACAGAUCCCCCGACCAGUGAAGCUGAGAAAUUACAGAAACCAUCCAACUGCUUGCAAGCUUCUGUUACUAGUGUGUGAUAGUCCUUCUGCCUCAGAUCUUCUGUCUCAUUUGAUACAGCAAAGUUUACGACACUGGGACUGAUGUUUACAUCUUCAGAAAGACAAGCAUCUCAGGCACAGUUUUGGGGUUUACUUAAACUGUGCUGCUAAGUAGGCUAGGGCAAAAAAAUCUUUAUUUCAGAGUAUUGCUUUUCACAUUUAUGGCUCUGUAGCAACUGAAUAGCAGUAGGGGUGAUAUGUAUACUUUUGCUUCACUAAUUGUAUCUGAGCACACAUAGGAAAGUCUAGACACUGUAAGUGAAGUAUGCAUUUUCAAUGUCAUGCAGUUGCCAAUUCCAUUUUAAAAUGCCACAGAUGUGUGUUGCUCCCAGUCUGUGGUUAAAUGGGGCCACAGAACUGAUCCUUGACACUUUCAAAAACAAGAAAAACCCCCAAGCCACCACAGAAUGUCAAAUGCAAGGGUCCACCUUGAGGGAAAUCAAUGCCAAACUGACCAGAAGGGAUCCAGCCCUUUGUGUGUGAAUUGUUUAUGCACCAGUCAUUUUUCACUGUGAGUUUUUGUGACACUAUUUUCCAGGAGCCCAUGAAAGUGUGUCAGAAGGGUUGCGAUGGAAAUACUGGGAGUAUAUUCAGGAUUUUGCUUUCAGAUGUUAACAGAUGCUUGUCUUGAUUUUGAACCUUCCAUAAUUACAAACAGGAAUAUAGGCCUUUGAAUCUGAAGUGGACAAAGGAAGGGAAUUGCCAGUCUGGCUGGGGCACACCAGUAAAUGAUGGAAGAGGUAAUGUGGACUUUUAAAAGGUAUUAAUCAAAUAUUGAAGGAAGAUGAUUUCCUCCUUGUGAUACUUAUGACGAUCCUAUCUUACUAUAAUAGAUACAAUAAUUAGUUUGUUUAAAAGCAAAAUGUUCUUUGUGAUACAAAUGAAGAGUAUGGCCCGAGGAUGUUAUUCUUUCUAAUGGAAGGAUAUAAAUCUAUUUUAUGUAGUUUUAAAUAGAAUGCCUAAAUUAGGCUGUGGAAGAUAGUUUUUAGUGGUUAUAGGAAGGAGCAAAUUUAGGGAGAGUUGAACUUCAGGCCUUUUAUUCCUGGGAAGAUAUCUAUAGAGAAUACUUUUAAAGUAAUUUUUGAUUAGAAAUAUACAUGUGCCCAUGUAAUAAACAACAGAAUGUGCUCAUUCUGCUAAUGUGGUAUAAUCAAAAUUUGUACUCCCCUAAAAUCUAUUGUAAUAACAAUUAUGCAUACAUGAACUAUGCCAGAGUAAUGUUUACAGAUACUUUGUAACCAAUUUCAGGAGGCUUUUUUUAAGGUGGAUGUAUAGUAAUUAGCCCAACUCAUUUUAAGAUGGUUUGUUAACAUUUUGCUUUGUUUUACAAUGUCAAGUUGAAUACAAAGAAAGCUCAACAGCAAAGGGAUUGUGAACAUUUAUGAUUCAAUCUUAAGAGGAAAGAGAUGUCCCUAUGUUAUAUUUUCUGAGAGCAAUGGAAUACAUCUGUAGAUAAUGGAAAACAAUGUCCAAAAGGGUUACAUCUGACCUAACUAGUGAUCUGACCGAAAGUUGUAUUUAGUUUUAAGAAGCAUGUGCUAGUUGGAGCCAUACACCAUAAAUUAUAUAUAUAUGUACAUAUAUAUGUACAUAUAAAUGUAUAUAUAAUAUAUAAAAUUUUGUCACUUCAGAUUUUUUAAAUUGGCAUAAAAUUUAUAGGACACUUCUGUUUCCACAUUAGAUUUAAUCACUUAACAAUUUGUUUAAGGAAGGCAGAUAAGUAGUCAGACGAAUCCUUGAAACAUAUGAAUACUUUCUCAUGUUUCAUCAGCUAUUUGGAAGUUGCAUUGGGUCAAACCGGACUCCUCAAGUUUGGUUUAAGUUCUUUUGAGGGGCUUAUUAUAGUAAAAUUUAAGCACACUUCUUAGUAAAUUGUCACAUCGUUAAAAUGCUUAAAUCAGUCAGUUUUCAAUCUCAUGCCUUAUUCCUCCAAGGCAUGCCUCAAUUGCUCAGAAAUGCAUUAUUUCAUUGCUUAAAUAUUUCCAGAAGGAAUGAUAAUGUAUCUAGUAGACUACAUAGUCUGUUUCCUUGGGGAGUUGUAUACGAUACAGUUACUAAAUUUUUCUGUCUAAAUUUAGUUUUUUUAAAAAAACCUACUCUCAAAUUUUUAUCAUAUUCAGUUCAUAAAUAAUAUAACCAUUCAUACAACACAUCAGCCUCUGGCUGACUCUCUUGAAAGUAGCCAUUGAAAUAAUCAAAUAUUAUGUGUGCAGGAAGGGAAAUCAUUACAUUCAAGAGAAGCUUUAAGAUAUGAAUUUAUUGGUGUUUCACAAGAAAUAGGUCUACAGAAGACAUUAUUCAAAUAAAAUGUGUAUGCUAUUUGCUUGAUGCUAUGGGGUACAUGAUUCUUUAAAUGAACACUCCCUUAGACCAACAGCCAUUAGCGUAGAAAUGGUGGGUUUUAGAGAUGAUAUACCAUGUACACAGAUCUUUUGUGUAGAAAUAAUUUCAUCUGAAUAUAAUCUGGAUUCUUGAGGAGGAGUAGUGGCAGAAAGUGCAUGACAAAUGUGAUUUGUGACAUGUGACAAAGGCACAUGUCCAAGAUGGCCUCACCCAGUGAUGAGACUCUUGAUGUCCACAUCUUUGAGCCCUCUCCAAGCUUUGCCAAUGUUCUUUUCCUCCAGUGAAACCAUAGCUUUGUGUUACAUGACUGCUAAUCUAGUUAUAGAGUUUAUCAACUGAAAGGUUUACAAAACUGAAUCUGGUUGAAUCUCUGUGAGGCGUUCAACUUUAAGGGGUCAACACAUCUGUCGGCAUUUUGCACACUUAUGUAUUAUUAUGAUACAGCAUAUUACUUUAUGGUAAUUUUUAUUUUUACAUAUAACUACCUCCAUGAAUUUGAUGAUAUUGCAGCAGUGUGUUAAAGUGUAUUGUUCAGAAAAGCAACGUUUAAAACUUUAUUCAACAUGAGGCCAUGGCUUUGUGUGUGUGUGUCAAUGGUGGCCUAUGUGGACUCAUGACUUUUUCAUUGCCAUGGUUUUCUUUCAUAGCAUUCUUUGGCUUUCAGCUAUAAUCCUGUAUUCUCCUCUCUUCCCCAUGAAAAUGCACUUGAUUUUGUCACGAGUGAACAGAAGUUUAAAAAUUCUUGUCUUCCCUCUUCUCCAUUCCUGCGAAAAGUUCUCUCUGGCAAAGAGCCAAUUGGUAAACAUAAUUUGGCAAGCUAUUUACUCCUAUAGAAAUCUGAUUUGACUGCUAGGUUUUCAGUAACAGAAGACAACAAAAAUUUGGUCUGCCAACUCCGAAGCACUUUGGUCCUCUCUGCCUCGAUCGCAUGCUACCCUAUUGAGCCCCAACUUCACUUUCAUUAAAAGAGAUGUGCCAUGCGUUCCAUGAUUUCUGUUAAACAAUUCGUAUUCCAUUUGAUAUGUUUUGCGCAUCUCAGGGGACCUUAAUGAGUAUAUGGGAAAGGGGGGGUGCAUCAAAUAGAGAAAACAAAUAGAGCCAAAAAGGGACUAGCUGGAUAAAAAUAACAAAUGACUGAGUCCCUGACCUUGGGGAGCUCAAGUUCAAGAAGCAUAAAUUGAAAGUUAAUCUGGAGUAACAAUGAUCUGAAUACCAGCUGUUCUCCAAUUUCUCUUUUUCAUAACCCAGCUAGCAUUUCUAAAACGUAAAUUUAAAUUUUAUUCCAGUCACCGUCAAGAGAAGAAACCUGUUCCAUGGGAAUGGAAGUACCAUUCCCCUUUUAGGUUGGCACAACUGUAAAAUUCUACCCAGGAUAAACCACUUCUCACCACAAAGUGUACUUGAAAAUAAGGUUUUUAACUUAAAUGAUAGGCCUAUUUCUCACAAUAAAAUAGGGGUCUUUUUUGGAAAAGUCUCAUCAUUUAUAACAUGGGUAGAAUUCAGAGCUUGAUUUAAAAUCCAACAACAACCAAAAAUGAUAUUUCACAGUCCGUUUUGGGAUCUCAAAGUACUUCCAAAGCAUCAGAUUCACAACUAACAAAGCAGAUCAUAUUUGUAAUACCCAUACUUGAAAUGAGUAAACAAAAAGAGUGACUUAAAUUAUCCACAAGUACAGUGGCAGCUAUCAUUAAUCUAUUUUCUAUCUGUUUGACAGACCGGCAUGAGAAAUCACUAAAUACAAUGCUAUUUUUCUGAUGUGUGCUAAUAAAGUCAAAGAAAACAAAUAUAACUUUACACCUUUGUCCAUUUUCAUUCAGAAACUUCAGGGUGUUUAGAAUCUUACACCUCCGCACACCUUACAAAUACUGGAUUACAAAGUGGGAGAUUAGCAGAUUAACAAACCCAAAUGCCAUUGCAGUCCAAGAGAGAUCCAGCCAUCCACCCUUGUUUACAGUUUCAUAUUGGGUUUCUAUAAUUCCCCUGCUAAAAUACCAUCUUCAAGAACAUGACUGCUCCAGGCAGUGGAAGGUGCUGUAACAAAUUUUAAUUAAAAACUUCAUCAAGUACUCUUUACAGUGUUCCAUAGCACCAUAGAAAUUCAAUACAAUAGAACAAGUCCUACUUUGUAGGAUCUGGAUUUCCAAGGGAGCUGAUCCAGUACUAAAGUGUUUUUUCAAAUUAGGACAUAUAAGAUCCUUGACAGGUGUCUUCUACAUUAUCACAGGCCAGUCCCCAAACCAACGACUAGCCAUGUACUCUCAGACCACAGCAGACCCAGGAAGAGAUUACUUCCCUCUUCCAUCCCCCUAUGGUAGUAUCAUCCUGCCUAUUGUCAAAGCUGCCAGUACUCUUCUAUUAGUGAGGAACUCUCUCACACACAUUUGGGGCUAGAACACGGGAAAAAUGAAUUCAGAAGCCAAGGGAGAUGUUGCUUUGCUUUAGGUUAGUAAACUAUGGGCAGGAAAGAGAUUACGAUCAGUCUGAGCUUUGCCAAGUAAGAUAAAAGAAUCAGCUGUUACCCCAUCCCUCUUACAGAAGGUUUUAUAGUAUUAAGGAUACAUCCAAUAUUUUCCAUAGAGUUUUAUUUAGGAGACAUUUCAUAAAUUAUAUAUAUGAAAAAUGUACUAUUAAAUUUCCUUGUGUGUUUGAAACAGGCAUUGGCAUCUCCCUGAUUGAGUUAAUCUCUGCGUCUUUUGCCGCAGCAUCCCAGACAGAGAUUCCCCAGUGAUCGCUCCUCUAAUACAUAAUCCUAUGUUUUUACAGUUGUUCUGUGACUUACAGUUGAUGAUUUGGAAGAUUCAGAAUUCUACAAAACUCAAGGGGCACUAACCCUUCUUAUGAUUAUAUGUUAUCGGUUAUGGGGCUUUAAUUGUUGAUUGUUGACUUCACGUGUGAGCACACACAUAUUGUGCCAACGUAGUGUUUCCAAGUGAGGCAGCGAUGACUCUGGAACAGUGGCAGUGAUGCAAAGUUAGAAGCUUGGCUGGUUCAUGUACAGCUGCCUACCUCCCUGUCCAAAGGCUGACCCAGGUACCCUCAUUCCCUUGCUUCCACCGAAAAACUGGUACCUGUGGGCCGGGGAUUUAGCUCAGUGGUCCCGCCGCCUGCCUCGAAAGUGCAAGUUCCUGAGUUCGAUCCCCGGUACCAAAAACAAAAAACAAAACAAAUCAAAAAGCUGGUACCUGAGCUCUCCUCCAAUAGUAUUCCUCUGCAGUUCUGGGAAGUUGGUCAGCAGUACACACUCGGCAGCCCUUCUCCUUCCCUUCCUCGAAGGACCCCGCCCUGCCUGCCUCACCUUCUCCCACCUAGAUCUGACAGUGCCACGGUUUCCAUAUUGGAAGGGCAGAAUACUGUGUGGUUGUGUACACAUCCGCUGGUUAGGAAUAAAGCUGCCCUAGAGUCACCUUCAUGUUAAAUAUUGACGGCCACAAAUUAAAGUCCUUAGAGCAGUUGACGUAGAUAAUGCUUUCUGGAAGAGAAUCAAAUUUAAACCUCAAGUUUAAAGGGAUCAUAAUUCUGCAGGUAUCUCUCUGAGUGACUGAAUGUGACUAUUGCAUUAGGGUAAAUGAAUUAAGAAAUGCAAGUGGGAUUUACUGUAUGUUAGAAAGGAGUUUUGCAGCCAAGACUGCCUUGAAUAAAAUGUGUUUGCACUGAAAAAAAAUUUAAAUUACUUGGUCUCUGGUUGCUGUAAAGGUCAUCCAAGAUGGAUGUUCUGUUUAUAUUGUAUAGUAUUUCAUAUGAAAUAAUUACAGUUCAUGAAAUGUCUUCCCUAAUGUUACUGAUUUAUAACAGCACAUUUGUAACAUGGUUUUUAUUGUGUCAGUGUACCAUAUUGUAAAUGAUGAUUACUUGUCAUGCUUAGUAUAAUAACUUAAGAGAAAAAAAAGGACAGGGAUUUUUGUAAGUCUAUAUUUGAAAGUCCCUCCAUAUGGUAAUAUUGUGUUCAUGUUGUUUAUGUAGUGUUGUGUGAAAUAUCCAUUUUGGAUUGUGUUACUUUUUAAGAUAUUAAAUAACAUUUGGUUAUAUGUC